Molecule: messenger RNA, 384 nt
Organism: Diospyros lotus (date-plum)
Lineage: Eukaryota; Viridiplantae; Streptophyta; Magnoliopsida; Ericales; Ebenaceae
Product: precursor of CEP9-like
Exons: 2
Coding region: 1-384 (127 amino acids)
Biological process (GO): nitrate import; root development; regulation of leaf morphogenesis
Cellular component (GO): extracellular region
Molecular function (GO): hormone activity
Source: RefSeq, a predicted model, not a curated record
AUGGCCACCAACAAACUGCCUUUCACUUUUGCCCUUCUCUUUACCCUGACACUUACUUAUGCAAUAAGGUCCAGUGAGCAGCGAGAUUUCUCCACCAAUGCCAAGAAAUCUCAGAGUGUUCGAGAUCAAUUUGAAGAAGUGAAGGCUUAUCGACCCACAGAGCCAGGCCAUAGUCCUGGUAUUGGUCAUAAUAUACCUCCCGCACCAACUCCUGACCCUACAAUGAAUAGUCUUGGUGACCAUUUCCAUGAAGUAAAGGCUUAUCGACCAACAACACCAGGAGCUAGUCCUGGAAUUGGCCAUGGUGUACCACCUAUACCACCUGAGAGUGAGAAGUCAUUCAGAGAUGUUCGAAUGCAGUUUUGGUUGAAGCAUACCAACUAA